GAUUUUCCAAACCCGGCGUGUGGCGACAUUACAGUCGAAUCUCUAGCGGCUUGCACUCGCUUGAUAAACGCUCUUAAAUUGCAAUUGUUUGUGUUUUGUUAUAAAACUGUGAAAUAAAAUGUGUGAAAAGAGAAUCAGGAAGAUCCGCAGAGGAUCACAUUUGAUUCGUCUGCGUGAAGCGAGACGACAACAAAGACUGGCGUGGAUACCCACUCCAAUCACGCAGGAAGCGGCGCCUCCGCCCCGCGAUACGCAGCCAACCGUCGAUAAAGCGGCCCAGAGCCGCGUUAUUCUAGAACUGGCGUGCAAAACCAUCGCCCUGAUGCAGAAGAACCGUCUGAUACAGCAGAAAAUUGUCGCCCUACAGAGGGAGACUUCUAAAUUCGUAGCUGCCGUCAUGAGCAACCCAGAGAACAGGCGGCGCUAUUUAGAACAUGUCCGUUUAUAUGGAGCUGGUCGCAUAACACUCGUGCCGACAACAGACGCGGGAAAUUUACCACUCAAAAUAGAACCAAAAGAUUGAAUUGAACGAAAGAAUGAAUGUUUUGUUUUUAUCAUUCUUGUCAUGGCGGAUGUUAUUGUUAUUUAUUUAUUUCUUUUUAAUUAAUAGAAGUUGGUAAUGUAAUUAAUAUGUUUAUGUUCCAGCAAUAAUUAAUGUUGAAUUCAGUGUCUUUAAACCGUUGUGGCUAGUAUAGGAUACCUUCUUGUUGUAAACUUUUUGAGGUUGUUUUAAGAGGCUGUUGAUGUUUCGACUUAUCUUCGUGUCGUAUUCCGUAGAAUUGUGUUAUUUUAAUAUUUUCCCUCUUAUGGGUUAGGAUUGUGGGAUGAUGAAUAAAUACAAUUUUUUAAUCGAUUUCGUAAUAAAAUCGAUUAUUAAAUGAGGAUCGGUAAUCUCUUGAUUAACUUAACCAGUAUAUUCUAAUUAUAAAAAUAUAUACAGAUAUCGAAUAUCUAAAUAUUUGCUUAAAAAGACUUAUUUUGAUUCUAAUCAAUUUAGUAAGAAAUUUGUAUGUGGCUAAUGAAGACCAUACAUAUAUGGUCAUUUCUAAAUUAAAAUGCCUGUCAUUAUUUCUGUAUUAACAUUGUUCGCCGUUCAUUCAAAAUGAUUGUAUACGAAGAUAAUCUUUAAAUACUCUUAGUUCUAUGACUGAUUUUAACUGCCUCAGAAGUAGGAAAUUUCCUAUUUUGUAGCUGACUGUUAUCCUUUUUAUAAUUGUUUAACAUUAUAAAAAAAAACUUCGUCACUAAAUGGCAUUUAAGUAGUUCGUAGUGAUUGCACACAGUUCUAAGUCUGUGGUAAUUACGAGUAUUUUAUCUGUGUUCGAUUUAUGCUUUCAUAUAUUAUCUGUUUGAACUGUGGUGUGCGUGCUUAGUACGAAUAUGUGGUGUCAACUUAAAUACUGAUAUCAUCAACCCAAUCGUCUAUGAUACGGAUAUAAGUUUUAAUGGAUAUAAUUUUAUGUAAAUACAAAAAAUAAUUAUUAUUGCGUCGCAUUUUAUAAUUUCUUUAAUUGCGCACGCGACCAAUGUUUAAAUUAUCGCAAUUUAAAACUACGAUCGAUAUGUUGAUGUUACUUUUAUAUAACAUAAUUAAUUUGGAUAAAAACAGGGUACCUAUGAAAGAUGUUAAAUGGAUUAGGUAUUUUUUAUAUUUUUAUCUUAAUUUCAAAAGUAUUAUAUAUUAUAUGACGUGCACAACCCUGAGUUAAUGUUAAGGUAUGCUUAAAUUUUCUACGCUUAAAUAUAUUGGAUAGCAUUAUUUAAAAUUAUUUUUAGUUGUUAUAUCAAAAAUAAACUAGUCUGAAUUAUAA
Messenger RNA from Danaus plexippus (monarch butterfly), 1811 nucleotides. RefSeq lists its product as uncharacterized. Lineage: Eukaryota; Metazoa; Arthropoda; Insecta; Lepidoptera; Nymphalidae. The transcript is spliced from 2 exons. The record is from RefSeq and is a predicted model, not a curated record. Bases 119 to 523 code for a protein of 134 amino acids.